Olea europaea var. sylvestris is the source of this 2309-nucleotide messenger RNA. Its product is annotated as SRSF protein kinase 1-like. The coding region runs from base 246 to 1865 and encodes 539 amino acids. Gene Ontology annotation, molecular function: protein kinase activity; ATP binding. NCBI's taxonomy places the organism in Eukaryota, Viridiplantae, Streptophyta, Magnoliopsida, Lamiales, Oleaceae. The record is from RefSeq and is a predicted model, not a curated record. The transcript is spliced from 4 exons. Gene Ontology annotation, biological process: spliceosomal complex assembly; regulation of mRNA processing; protein phosphorylation.
GAUAAACGAACAAAAAAAACUGAUAAAAUAAUAAUUACUCAACAUCUCCUCUCGAAUUAAAAUGAACAGCAAAGCUCUGUAUACAAAACCCUAAUCACUCACUGUGUUCGAGAAUGACAAUCACACACAGUUUGAACUGCAACUAGUGUUUCCUUCUGCUAUCGCGCCCGCUGACUGGGAUCGCAUUUUGAAAUUUAUCGUAAUAUUCAUUUUGAGUGGUUAGAAUCUUGCUUGUUGAUCGAUCGAUGGCGGAGGAGGCGGCGGCGGUGGAGAGGAACGGCGAUGAUCAGAGUGAGACCAGUGAUUACACGUCGGAAGACGAGGGAACGGAGGACUACAGGCGCGGGGGGUACCACGCUGUGCGAAUCGGUGACACAUUCAGGCACGGCCGAUAUGUAGUUCAAAGUAAGCUCGGCUGGGGUCAUUUCUCUACCGUCUGGCUCGCUUGGGAUACACACAAUUCGCGGUAUGUAGCUCUUAAAGUUCAAAAGAGUGCACAGCACUACACUGAAGCAGCAAUGGACGAGAUCACUAUAUUAAAACAGAUUGCCGAGGGAGACCCUGAAGAUAAGAAAUGUGUUGUAAAGCUUUUGGAUCACUUUAAGCAUUCAGGGCCAAAUGGGCAGCAUGUUUGUAUGGUUUUUGAAUACUUGGGUGACAAUCUUUUGACCCUAAUUAAAUAUUCGGACUACAGAGGAAUUCCUCUUCACAUGGUUAAAGAAAUUUGCUUCCAUGUUUUAGUGGGAUUGGAUUAUUUGCACAGGCAUCUGUCAAUCAUACACACAGACUUGAAACCAGAGAACAUAUUACUUCUUUCAAUGAUCAAUCCAGCUAAAGAUGCGGCUCUAGUCUUGCCAUUCAGUAAAAGCAAAAUCCUGUCUGAAUCCGGGACUUCUAAAGAUGCAAAGAGCUCAAAUGAAGACCUGACCAAGAACCAGAAAAAGAAAAUCCGAAAAAAGGCUAAGCGAGCAGCUCAAAAGUGUGUGGGGAAGGAAGCUUCUGACAAUGAUGAGCCAGAUAAUGAGGCUAGUAGUCCCGUUGAUUGUCAUAAUAAUGAUAAAUCCAAUGGUAAGUCCAGUGAAGAACAGACCAAUACUAAUGGAGUGAAGGAUGCACACGAAGGAUCUAAACUUAAUAGGAGAGGCAGCCGUUCAACAAGGCAGAAGCUAUUGGCUGAGGUUGACCUAAGAUGCAAAUUGGUCGAUUUUGGAAAUGCUUGUUGGACUUAUAAACAAUUCACAAGUGAUAUUCAGACAAGACAGUAUAGAUGUCCAGAGGUUAUCCUAGGAUCUAAGUACUCAACAUCAGCUGAUAUGUGGUCAUUUGCUUGCAUUUGCUUCGAGCUGGCCACCGGUGACAUUCUUUUUGAUCCUCACAGUGGUGAUAACUUUGAACGUGAUGAGGAUCAUUUGGCCUUGAUGAUGGAGCUUCUUGGUAUGAUGCCACGGAAGGUUGCCUUAGGUGGGCGCUAUUCCCGAGAAUUAUUUAAUAGAUAUGGAGAUUUGAGACAUAUACGACGAUUAAAAUUUUGGCCUCUUAAUAAGGUGCUUAGGGAGAAAUAUGAGUUUAGUGAGCAAGAUGCAAAUGACAUGGCAGAUUUCCUGGUCCAGAUACUCGAUUUUGUGCCAGAGAAAAGGCCAACAGCAGCACAAUGUCUUAAUCAUCCAUGGAUCAGUGCAGGCCCUAAGAGACUCACCCCUUCUAUGUCUCAACUCCAUUCAAUGGGAAACGAUUGUGCAGAAAAGAAGAGGGAAAAGGAUGAGAGGGAGGCGAUGGAGGAUGGAGUAGGAAACAUUGCUAUUGAUGGAGCACCAAAAGCAGUGAAAUAUUCUCAACCUAUGGCGAACCCUCCAAAACAGCCAUAGUCAAUGUGAUUGUGUGUUGUCUUCAAAUGUGUUUUACCCUUUGCCUCUUCGAAAAUUUCUGAGAUUUACUUAUUCAUAUUUUCCCUUUUAUAUCAGGGAUUGCCUCUUUCCAAUUCUUUAUUCAAGUGCUUAGGAGAAUGAGAACUGGAAGAAUGUAACUUCUUGGAGCAAUGCUACAUGUACAGGGAAAAUUUACUGGAAGUUUUACAGAAUGUCACAUGGCAAUAUUUCAUUGGAUUUUGAGCAAAUUAUAUAUUUAAAACAGCCAAACAGAUGCUGCCAUUUCAGCACCUGUAAAACUCCCAGUAAAUUUUCAUUGUAUAAGUAUCAUAUUAGAACUUCUUGUUCUCAAUGCAUAUUUCUCUGUACAAUGUUUAUUUUCUAUGUGGGGGCAUGUGUUUCAGAAUUGCUUGAGAUUAUAAUUUGUUAGACCAGAAUUGUUUA